Molecule: messenger RNA, 2574 nt
Organism: Bacidia gigantensis
Lineage: Eukaryota; Fungi; Ascomycota; Lecanoromycetes; Lecanorales; Ramalinaceae
Exons: 5
Coding region: 1-2574 (857 amino acids)
Biological process (GO): vacuole fusion, non-autophagic; polyphosphate metabolic process; vacuolar transport
Cellular component (GO): vacuolar transporter chaperone complex; fungal-type vacuole membrane
Source: RefSeq, a predicted model, not a curated record
AUGCUGUCGUCAAUUCCGGUCAUUGUUCUAAUUGGUCACGCGACAACAGAUAAUCUAGACUACGACGAUCUGAAGCGUCUCAUCAAGCUUCACACAACUCAAGGCUCAACCCGUCCUCGGCCCAUUUCCUACGGUUCCAUUAAGGCUACAGAGGCACAACAAUUUGAAGAGCGAUUUUUCGAUGAGUUGAAAUUGCAGCACGAAAGAAUCAAUGACUUUCUGCAAGUCAAAGUGGGAGAACUCGCGAGGCGGCUAAUCGACCUUGAAAAGGAGGCAUCUAGACUCAAAGGGUCAGCAAACAAUUUGGCUACACUUGUGCCAGGCAAAUCGAGAUCUAAAGCCUCGAAACUAGAAGUAAACAUCGAAAAAGCUGGAACAGACAUACAACGGCUUUCUCGAUUCGUCAAUGCAAAUACUUUGGCUUUCAGGAAACUUUUCAAAAAAUAUAGGAAAUGGACAGGAUCAAGAACAUUGGGGGACCGAUUUGUCGCGCUUAUAUUUGACCCGCCGACGAGCCUUUUCAACCAGGACUUCGAACCACUGUUCCUUCGAUACACCGCCAUCAUAGGAAUCUUACGGGGGUCACCUGCGAUCCUUCUUCAAAAUACGCAAUCAGAUUCACGAUACAAGAAGAUAUCAAACUCGGUGGGGAAGAGGUCACCAGCUGAGACUUUAGGUGCUACUACGCUACAUGAAGCGAGCCAAAAUCACGAUCCAUUGGUUCUUGACAUAUCACUGGCAACAACACCAUUAUCUAGCCGAACCACAAAGGCCGCUUAUUGGAUACACAGAGACAACUUGAUCAAUGCCGAGAUUUUUCUUCUUCGACAUUUGUCGCACCGGUCAGCGACUAGAUACCAGUCGCCUAACCGAAAAAGUCCAGCCUCGUCCCAUUCGUCGCUGCAGCAUACGUCUACUGAUUCCCCGAACUACGGCUUUGUUAUAUGUGACGAUUCAAUGAGGUUUGCCAAGCGCCAGAGUGGUGAGACCGUGGAUGACAUCGAAAACCAAAUAGGGCAAGCAUCUCAAAAAGCUGCAGCGAGCAUUCGCUUCUCGAGGGCUUCUGAAGCUGUUCUGGCAAUUCAAGAUGGGCAUACUUUCUUUCAAGAAGAGAUGCAAAAAAAAGCCGUGCGUACUCUCUGGAAUUCUACAACGCCGGAGUCAGGUUCAUCAGAGGAUGACAGUCCGUCGUCGAAUUUGAGGCAAUGGAUAUCAAACAAUCCCAAAGUAGAACCCUUGGUCAAGGUAUCCAGCCAUCGCACUCAAUUCCUUGGUCUUGAUAACUCAGCAUGCGAGGGUGUCUGGGUGACGCUCGACAAUGCUGUCACGUUGAUAAGUUGUUCUCGACAGUCUCUAGUGACGGAUAAAUCUACAUUGGAACUCGGUAAGGAUAGCCUAGCAGAUGUGCAGCAAUUCCCCCACGCAAUUCUGGAGAUACGUAUUGAGGGGACUUGCUAUGCUGGUCUCACCGAAGCCCUCGACCGGUCGCACUUAGUAAGAACACCCGCCUGUAUUUUUAAGGACGAAUUUCUAAGUGGUGACCAGGUUGAGCGAGUUCGUGGGUUUUCCCUGGAGACUCAUGCCGUCGCAGCGACCUGUAAGCCUUACGGGCUACCUUCCCCUUAUUGGCUUUCCGCGCUUGAUAGAGACAUUCGUAAAGUUCCCACGGAGUCGAGUGGGCGAUUAACUAAAAGCACGGCUUUUCUUAAUGAACCGAUUUCGGCUCAUUCAUCCACUUCAGCGCAUUCCACCCGUAAUGGACAGUUAAGUAGUGGUUUUUCCACCACGCGAGGUGAGUCAUCUGCGACCUCUGCUCCAGAAGCGGAAACGGUAGAGAUUUUCAAGGCACCUCAAGCAUCACCCCCCUUUGCAAAGAGUCCGCGGCGGCUCAAGCGAAGGCAGAGAUCUUCGCAAUCAAAUGGCAAACCAGCACCGCAACGAUACUGGAAUGAAUUUGAUGAUGGUUCGGAAGACGAGCAGGAUGACGUUUUCUACAUCAAUGUGGACCCUGAGACAGCGAACCGGUUGCCGGGAAAGAAUCGCAUACAUGAGUUGUAUCGCAGAGUGCUUAACAUGACCACGAGUAAAAUGCCAACGGAACCUUACACGAAGACUUUCAAAGGCGCUGAAAGAGACCUCCUAGUAUCGAGCGGAGACAACUCUGAUGUGUCCGAAGACGAAACGUCAACCAUUCGUCCUUACAGACGCAACUAUUCCACUUUCACUGAUCAGUCAAAGAAUUGGUCAGAUCCCGCACGGGAAAGGGUUCUCUCCUACAGCUGCGCAUCCUCGUUCAGCGCGUCAAUUGUCCUUCUCAUUGUAGCUGGAUUUUUGCUAUCUGCUGGACGAAAGAAGGCGGAGUUCCAAGUUGAUGUUGGUGUUGUUAUAGCUGUGAUUGCAGCCUUCGUCUUUAGUAUCACAGGCAUUGGAUGUAUGGUCGCUAAGCAAACCAAUCUAGGCUGGCCCUAUCGAACAGCAGUCAUGUUGGGCGCCUUUGGUAGGACUGGCGCUAUUGGUAACUACAACCAACCGUUCACCGUAAGAAGUUGGGCAUGUAUUCAUGGAAUUGAGUGA